UUUGUACAUAACGUACAUCAGAGCGGCGUCGCUCCGCGUCAGCCAGUCUCUGUUCAGUGCUGGAAGUGACAACAUCUGUGGUGGUUUGUGUUGUAGACAAACGCAGGAAUCUCAACGUCGUUCUCGAGGUUGUAGGACCGCUUAUCGGUCACGGUUAUUCGACUUUGUUUGGACUGCGACCAAUUGGGUUUUAAUGAGAAAAAGUCAUUCAACUUGACAGUUCAGAUUAUGAAGUAAGCAGAAGAUCUAUGAUGUGGGGUUAGUGCUAGUGCAUUUAACAAUGGACUGGACACAAGUUAAAAGUAACGGAUGGAAGUCAAGCGAAUCCACCGGAAAUCGGUGCGCUACCGGAAGAAGCAUCAAACGGACGUCGUAUGGGCCAGUAUCAGUACUCUGGUCAUUUAGCUUAUCGUUUGUUGUUGUAUUGUGUCGUGGAUCGGUCGUCCACGAACCCAACUAUCCCUCCUUUGUUACCUUCAAUGAAACUAUUAACUUCACUCACAUGGUAGUGGAUCCCCAAACGGGUAAAGUUUACGUAGGAGCCACAAACUGGCUCUAUCAAUUUAAUUCGAACUUGGGGUUAGAAGCAUCAGUGCAAACUGGACCUGUCGAGGACAAUAUUGGAUGUUUCCCUACAGAUUGCACAGAUCUACAACUUUACUCUUUCACUAAUAUAAACAAAGUACUAGUCAUUGAUCAAGAUUCUAGACUUUUGAUAGUCUGCGGAAGUGUUCAGCAGGGUUCCUGCAGAAGACAUCAUCUGGAUAAUAUUUCUAAUUAUGAAGAUCUUGUGCCCGUUCCUGUAGCAGCCAAUGACGAAAAUGCUUCGACAUUUGCCUUCAUAGGACCGGCUCGUUACGACAAUUAUCCUUCGCGUGUUCUUUAUGUGGCAACCACUAACAGUCGGCUAGGCCCUUAUAGGGAUAUGGUUCCAGCAAUUUGCAGCAGAAGCCUCGAACAGAACCAACUUUUCAGGGUUAUCGAACAUUCCUUUUCUUCUAUAGCACGAAUAGAUAUCAGUUCACAACUUAGAGAUUAUUAUUUGGUGCAAUACGUGUAUGGCUUUCAUUCCGGAGACUUCAUCUACUUUGCUACACUUCAAAGAAAGUCUUAUUUGAGAGCAUUAGAAGAAUGGGGUUAUAUUACUCGUUUAUCACGAGUAUGUGUAUCUGAUGCUGGUUACAACACUUACACAGAGGUGACCCUUCAGUGCCUAGGACCAGAUGGAACAGAUUAUAAUCUGCUUCAAGAUGCUAGUUUGGUGCGCGCUGCACCUGAUUUAGCUGCAGAUUUGCAUAUAGAACCCGGGGCCGAUGUUCUUGUUGGUGUUUUUGCCGUUAGCAAAGAUCACACAUAUCUCACAUCUCCCAAUUCUGCGAUCUGUGUUUAUUCUCUGGCUGAUAUUGAACAGAGAUUCACUGAAAAUAUUCACAUGUGUUAUAAUGGCAGCAUGGUAACUCGUGAUAUGGAUUAUAUUGCAGGAAUUAUCGAAAAUUGCCCAGAACCAGGGAUUUUUCUUCGGCAGGGAGGCAACAUUUUGAGUUUCUGCAGUGAAUCUCUCAAACUCAAUGGUUCAGUACCUAUUUCAAAUGUAGCCUCCGCUGUUUACGUCAAUACCACAGUCACUGCUGUGGCAACAACUACCACCUCUCAACACACUGUAGCAUUCGUUGGUACCGACAAGGGAUACAUUAAAAAAUUGCUUAUAAGUAGUGGCGUUCAAGCCGAAGAGUUUGAAGAAGUUGUUGUAGAUGAAGGAAAUACAAUAUUGGCAGAUUUGCAUUUAGAUUCUAUGCAGCAAUAUCUCUAUGCUGCUAGUCCUUACAAGGUGAGUAAGGUACAAGUUGAAAAAUGCCAACAGUAUGAGAGUUGUGACCAAUGCCUUCAAGCUAGAAAUCCAUAUUGUGGAUGGUGCUCCUUAGAAAAGAGAUGCACGGUGAAGGCAGCAUGCCAAAAUGCAACAGGUGUGUUGACUGAUCUUAGUUCUCCCAGGUGGCUGUCUCUCAACACUCAGCAAUGCAUUGACUUCCAGUCUAUCAGACCAGAACAUCUUCCUCUGACAAGCAUGGCUGUGAUUGAACUGGCUAUUAAUCAACUGCCACAACUUCCUUAUGGGGCCCACUAUCUUUGUGUAUUUGGAAAAAGUAAUCCUGUGCAAGCUCGUGUGACACAUAAUGGACUCGCAUGUAUGACACCAGCAGUUGCAGACCGUCCACCUAUUCCAGAAGGAAGCGAUCAUGUUUUAGUGGAUUUAGCAGUACGAUCCAGCGAAACAAAUACAGAUUUUCUUAACAGAAUGUUCGCAUUCUAUGAUUGCGGAGUUCAUAAAACCUGUACCGAGUGCGCGACUAGCUCCUGGGCUUGCAGCUGGUGUCCCCAUGAAAAUAUGUGUACACACAAUAUAUCGUUAUGCACUCGUACAAUUAUUACCGGCGAAAAUAAUCCCCAGAAUUCCCUCAUUAAAGGACGACAACACUGCCCAAGCUUUACUAUUGAUAAGGAAAUAUUGCUGCCAAAUGAAGUGAGCAAGGAAAUCGCCAUUGAAGUAAAAAAUCUUCCUAGUGCUCUAGAUGAUUUUCAAUGCAUCGUUGAGAUCGAAGGUGCAAAAGAACGUGUUUUAGCCACUAAGCAAGGAAGUAGAAUCAUAUGCUCUGAAACGGCGUAUACUUAUCAAUCAGAAGUUGGAGUUAUUCGAGCAACUUUAACCGUAUUAUGGAAUGAAGAUACUUUUAUUGAUAAAACAAAUGUGACGUUAUAUAAAUGUGAUCUACUUGGAAAUUACGGUGGCCGCGCAGAUUGUUCAUUAUGUCAAACGAGAGAUAGGAAAUAUCAGUGCGCUUGGUGUAAAGGAUCUUGUACUUAUGGAGAAUCGUGUCUUGAACCUGUUGCUACCUCUUGCCCACCGCCACGAAUUGAUUGGAUUCAUCCACUCAGUGGACCAUUAGCCGGAGGAACUUUAGUGGCGAUUGAAGGAAGUAAUCUUGGAACGAGUAUCGAAGAAAUUCAAGAUAAGAUAACAAUUGGAGGAAUACCAUGCAUCCCUGUAGAAUAUAGUAUAUCCGUUAGAGUGGUAUGUCAAACGGGACCAUCGGAUGUUCCACUUGAAGGAGAAGUAGUUGUGGGAAAUAGAGCCGGAAUUACAAGAGCUCGCGAGAAAUUUCUUUAUAAGAUGGUAGAAUUAAAUGCAGUUCAUCCGAAAUCAGGACCACAGGCCGGUGGUACACGUUUAUAUUUAACGGGUUCGAAUCUUAACGUUGGAAACGAACUGGAAGUUUAUCUAGACGAUCUGCAAUGCAUUGUUGAUAGAACUUUAGCAAGUAAUAGUCAGAUUAGUUGUAGGACAACCCGUGCUCCAGUGCCUUCUUAUGACGUUUCUCAAUUAUUACUGAGAAUAGAUAAUGCUAAUUUAACACUUCAGUCACCAUUUGUGUAUAGAAACGAUCCAACUAUUCUUAAAAUUUCACCAUUAAAAAGCUUUGUUAGUGGGGGUCGUGCUGUCGUAGUCAUGGGCACAAACUUGACUUCCGUCCAACAACCAAGGAUGGCUGUGUUUCAGAAUGACAGUAUUUUAAAUGAAACCAUCUGUGAAAUAAUAAGCAAUGGGAAAAUGAUUUGUCCCGCUCCAUCAAUCAAUGGUGCUGCUUUGAAAACCCCGCCCAUAUACAAUGAAAACAGCGAGCAAGAUGAUAUCCCUACUUGGAAAUUUCAAAUAGGAUUUAUUAUGGAUAAUGUCGAUAGCGUACGAGCGUUGCAGGAGAACUUUCCGAGUCUGCACUCUGAUCUUAUUUAUGUGCCAGACCCGAAGUUCUUUCCGUUCGAAGAGGAUAGUGUAAAAUUAUAUAAAGGAGAAUCACUCGUUAUAGAGGGAGAGAACUUGAGACUUGCAAGUACAGAGACUGAGGUUAAUGUAACCAUAGGGACAGGAAUCUGCAACCUGACUUCUCUAGCAAUGACUCAGUUAGUCUGUAUUCCACCAGAAGUACAACCUCUAGGGACCGACGAGAUUGGUCGAAAGACUGAUAACAAUUUGCCAAUGGUAGUGGUACACGUUGGUAAAAAUUUAAGAUUUGAAGUCGGAUUUUUACAUUACGAGGUUGCAAAAAAAUACGAAUUACCUCCAGCAGCCAUUGGUGGUAUUGCUGCAGGUGGAAGCAUUCUUAUGUUGUUAAGUCUUAUCAUUCUGGCAGUAUUACGCCACAAGAGUUCACAAGCAGAAAGAGAAUACAAAAGGAUACAAUUACAGAUGGAUUCUCUGGAGAAUAGUGUGAGAUCAGAAUGUAAACAAGCUUUUGCAGAACUUCAGACUGAUAUGACAGAUUUAACAAAUGAUCUUCAGACUACUGGUAUACCUACCUUAGAUCAUAAAAGCUACGUGAUGAAAGUGUUUUUUCCAGGAGUUUUUGAUCAUCCAUUAUUACAAGAUUCUAAAAUUCAAGCCAACGGACUUUAUACAAACUGUGAGUUAGCCAUGUCACAAUUUGAGCAAUUAUUAAACAAUAAAGCGUUCCUUCUAACAUUUAUCAAAACAUUGGAAUAUCAAAAAUCAUUUAGUAUAAGAGACAGAGUUAACGUUGCUUCUUUAUUGAUGAUUAUACUAAUGGAAAAAAUGGAAUAUGCUACUAAUGUUCUUAAGGCGUUAUUAUUGCAAUUAAUUGACAAAUCUGUGUGCACAAAACAUCCACAACUGAUGUUGAGAAGAACGGAAUCUGUCGUUGAAAAAAUGCUAACUAAUUGGAUGGCUCUUAGUAUGUAUGAUUAUCUGAAGGAUCAAGCUGGUAGUUCGUUAUUCCUAUUGUUUAGUGCGAUAAAACAUCAAGUGGAAAAGGGUCCUGUCGAUGCCAUCACUCACGACGCUAGAUACUCUUUGUCGGAAGAACGUUUGCUAAGAGAACAAAUGGAUUUUUAUACAGUUACAAUUCAAGUUAUACAAGAAGAUCAAGAUGAAAAGAUACAAUGUAGAGUAAAUGAUUGCGAUACAAUUAGCCAAGUCAAAUUCAAGAUUUUGGAUGCCGUUUAUAAAAAUACUCCAUUUUCUCUUCGUCCAUGUGUUCACGACGUCGAUUUAGAGUGGAGACAUGGCAAGGGAGGACAUCUAACAUUAGCUGACGAGGAUAUUACUACAAAGCAUUUUAACAAUUGGAAACGAAUAAAUACGUUAAAACAUUACGGUGUAAAAGAUUCUGCCAUUAUGAGUCUUGUUACUAAACAGAACGAUAGUUUCAGUUCUAAUUGUACAGGUAACGCAUCAUUAAAUUCUGUCUCCCCGAUAUUUGGUCAAUGUGACGUCGAACAAGGUGUUCGUUUUUGGCAUUUGGUCAAACCUGACGACCAUCACGGUGUACAAAAAGACCAUUUACAUAAAGCUAUUCCCGAAAUAUUUCUAACUCGCUUAUUGUCCACUAAGGGUACAGUACAGAAGUUUGUAGAUGACUUCCUCACAACAAUCUUAACUGCCAAUGAUUCAUUACCGGCUGCAGUCAAAUGGUUAUUUGACUUAUUAGAUGAGGCAGCUGCACAAUAUGGUAUCAGUGAUCCAGAAGUAGCCCAUGCGUGGAAAAGUAAUAGUUUACCUUUGAGAUUUUGGGUAAAUUUUAUAAAAAAUCCCGAUUUUAUAUUGGAUAUCCACAAGACACCCAUUGUAGAUUCUUGCCUUUCUGUCAUUGCCCAAACACUGAUGGAUGCAUGUUCAACCUCAGAACAUCGAUUAGGAAAGGACUCACCUUCUAACAAAUUAUUAUUUGCAAAAGAUAUUCCUACAUAUAGAAAAAUGGUGUCUAGGUUUUAUCAAGAUAUCUCUGCGAUGCCAGCUGUAACAGAUCAAGAAAUGUGUGUUGCCAUGCAGGAGCUGUCAUUUUCUCAUAGAGGAGAAUUUGACACUCCUAGUGCAGUGAGAGAAUUAUAUGUUUAUGCAGCCAAAUAUAAUGAACAGGUUAUUGAAGCGUUAGAGAACGAUCCAUAUUGCGAAAAAAUGCAUUUGGCUCGCAAACUGGAAACUGUUGCAUGUACACUAGAAGGUGAACAGACAUCUGUGUGUUGACUUUAUAAAAAUAGAUAUUGUUUGAGUGUAUUCUAUUGAGCAUUUCACUCUCACAGAAUCUACUGCCCCAAAUUUCCAGUCCACAAAGUGAGAGUGCUUAUGGAAUGACAGAAACUAUGCAAGAUAUCAAGAACUAAAAUUUACCAUCAGAUCUUCCUUGGGCAAAGCCAAACCAAAAAGAUACAAGUGCGGAAGUAUUUUCCUGCAUCAUUGUUGUAUUACCAUUUAUGUCAUCAAAGGAUUUAUAUGUGUGAUGAUACUAUUAAAGUGCCAUGUUCAUCAUCAGUGCUUGGGCAUUGUUUUAAAUAAGACUUGUAAAAAAUUUACAAUCAAAUCAAUAUAGGCAAAGAGUGCCUCUGCAAUUUAAGGAUGCCAGAUGUUAUCCUAUGAUAUAUUGUUUGGUGCAGUGUGGUGCAAUCACAAAGAAAGCAGUUUUGUUUUAUCUCUCCCAGCACCAAACUGCCAAUAUUUGUAGCACCAUUUUUGAGCAGAAGGUGCAUUUUGUUUAUCACAUAAAAACUCUGUUUAUAUUGUAUUGGUGUUUUUUAUCACGUCCUUAUGGCUUCCUUAUACAUUUAUAUAAGGAAGAUUUUGAGUGUCUGUUGUGCUUAAAAAAUAAAUAAAACAAAAUAAAAACUAGUUAGCCAGCCUCGUUUUACAUCAAUGGAUGUCAAGUCAUUACGUUCUGCCAAUCCUGUUUCUUCUGUUGUGGUAUGUGCUGCCAGAAAAUAAACUGUGAUAAUGGUGUAUCAACAAAAAAUAAAAACAAAAAAAUAAAGCACCAAAGUAAUUGUCGUCUUUGUUGAAUUGGGGAAAAUGUCAGCAGCCACAGCUUUGGUGCCUGUGCUUUGAAUGUUAUUUAUUAGGCUGUGAUAAUCUAGUUAGCAGUCAGCAACUUUUAGGAGCUUUGUUAUGCAAACGAUUCUUGGUCUGAUUUUUUUCUUUUUUUCCCCAUUUUCUUAACAAGAUCCCAAGGACAGUAUAGAAACGAAUGAUAUCAAGAUAUGAACUGUUUUAUUGAAACUUGAUUUUAUUGUGUGUGCGUGCAUGUAUGGGGGAAAGUGCACUUUCUGUGGAGAAGUAUUUUUUUAUAUCAAGAGCAGUAACUGUAACAGAAGUCUGAAGUCAAUAAAGACCAAUGGAAUCUGGUAAGAUGUGUCAUCUGUAGUUUAGUGUGAAUGAUUAUUAAAAUGACAGAUUUCUUAUUGUGAA
Messenger RNA from Centruroides sculpturatus (bark scorpion), 7249 nucleotides. RefSeq names its product plexin-B-like (gene PlexB). The transcript is spliced from 36 exons. NCBI's taxonomy places the organism in Eukaryota, Metazoa, Arthropoda, Arachnida, Scorpiones, Buthidae. The coding region runs from base 281 to 6037 and encodes 1918 amino acids. Gene Ontology annotation, molecular function: protein binding; semaphorin receptor activity. The record is from RefSeq and is a predicted model, not a curated record. Gene Ontology annotation, biological process: sensory neuron axon guidance; motor neuron axon guidance; negative regulation of cell adhesion. Gene Ontology annotation, cellular component: semaphorin receptor complex.